Ipomoea nil (Japanese morning glory) is the source of this 1641-nucleotide messenger RNA. Its product is annotated as xyloglucan-specific galacturonosyltransferase 1. The transcript has a single exon. NCBI's taxonomy places the organism in Eukaryota, Viridiplantae, Streptophyta, Magnoliopsida, Solanales, Convolvulaceae. The record is from RefSeq and is a predicted model, not a curated record. Gene Ontology annotation, molecular function: glycosyltransferase activity. Bases 1 to 1641 code for a protein of 546 amino acids.
AUGGCAGUCGCUGCCGCUGCUGUUAAGAAGAAAUCCAGGCUGCUAAUUUCCAAGAAACCAAAACCCCAACAACAAGAAUUCAUCAGCCCUAGUAGUAGUGUUUUCCUCCUCCUGCUCCGUCGUCUCCCUUCCGCCGCAAUUCUCAUCCUCAUUCUCAUCUUCCUAUGGUCUUCAUCUACCACCAUUAUUUCUGGCAACUUACUUCACGUCUGCGUUUCCGCCCGAAAGCUCCACAACGUCUACUGCAUCUCAGCCGGCACUCAACCCAAUAUCGCCCUUCAACUCCCUGCACCUGUCAAUAAUGGAACAGAUAAUGAUGAGAAAAAUAAUAAUCCUGCAGUGGCUGGGAAUCAAGUUCUCACUUUCAGAAGUGGGAAUAAUGAGAAGUUGGAGGAGGGUGCUUAUAGGAUUAUUGAGGAGCUGAUAGCAGAGCAGCGAUCGUGGUCCAGUGAAUCAACCUCAACCUGCAGUGAUCGCGGGGGAGUUUAUGUGUAUGAAUUGCCUGCAAAGUUCAACAAAGAUUUGGUAUCCCAGUGCGGUGACAUGAUGCCCUGGGAAAAUCUCUGUAAGUAUUUCAACAACGGAGCCAUGGGAGAGCCCAUAGAGAAGCUUGGCAGAGGGUGGUACCAGACUCAUCAGUAUUCACUGGAGUUCAUUUUCCAUUCUCUACUCCUCAACCAUCCUUGCAGAGUCUACAAUCAGAACGAAGCAAAGCUGUUUUACGUGCCCUUCUAUGGCGGCCUCGACAUCCUGCGCUGGCAUUUCAAGAAUAAUGUCUCUCACGCUCUCAAAGACUCUCUGGGGUUGGAGCUGGUGAGAUGGCUGGAAUCGCAGCCCGCCUGGUUCAAGAAAUCAGGGAAAGAUCACGUGUUCGUUCUGGGAAAAAUUUCCUGGGAUUUCAGACGAAAAGAUGGAUAUAAUUGGGGAAGCAGAUUUUUGGAGCUUGAUGAAAUGCAGAAUCCGAUGAAGCUCUUGAUCGAACGGCAACCCUGGCAUUUAAACGACAUCGGAGUCCCACACCCCACCUACUUCCAUCCACAAUCCGACGAGGAUAUCAUUUCAUGGCAGCACAAAACCAUCACCUCUAACCGGAGAAGCCUGGUGAGCUUUGCCGGAGCCGCCAGGCCAGGUUCCCCGGGAAACAUAAGAUCAAUCCUAAUCAAACAAUGCACCAUAAACCAUGAAAAGUGCAGGUUCUUGGAUUGCGCGCGGGGCUCCGGCGGAUGUGAUCACCCGGAAUCCAUCAUUAACCUCUUCAUGGAAUCUGAAUUCUGCCUGCAACCUCCGGGCGACAGCCCCACCCGAAAAUCAGUCUUCGACUCUCUCGUCGCAGGUUGUAUCCCUGUCCUGUUUGAUCCCUUUACAGCAUACUAUCAGUAUCCAUGGCAUCUGCCCCAAGACCACAAAAAAUACUCAGUGCUCAUCGAUCAAGCAGAUGUUAGAGACAUGAAGGUGAAUGUGGUGGAAAGAUUAGCAGAAAUUGGUGUCAAGGAAAGGGAAAACAUGAGGAGAUAUAUAGUUUAUGAACUAUUACCUGGAUUGGUGUAUAGAGAUCCUAAUUCUAAGCUCCACAAAUUUAAGGAUGCAUUUUCCAUAACAAUGAACAACCUAUUUGAGAGAGUGAAUAGAUUGGAUGGAUAG